AUGCAUGCCCAAAAGGUGAGUGGGGUCUGAUUAUAUGUUUUGAAUGAUAUGUUUUGAGGGAAAUGAUGCGUUAUAGGUAAGAGAUUUGUCAUAGCAAGGUGAAACCAGUUGUGCAAAGUGUAAAAAAUUAUCAAAACAUGGCAUGUACAACAAAAAAAAGUACAAUUUUUUGAUUGGGCACACUAAUUUUAAUUACGCUUUUUUAUAAUAAUAUAGUAUUUUACAUUAACAUCGGAAAGCAUUUACAUUGCUAUUAAUACACCUACCUUAAUAUACUAAGAUUAAAGCAAGCUCCUUUUUAAUUUGUACUUGCAAACUUUAUAGGAAUCUGUCUCAAUAGAGACCUCGUCAAUUUGUUUUUUUUACUAAUUUAUUAUUCUAUUGCUUAUUACUUAUAUUUGACGCCGAAUAAAUAAAAUUAUACUAAUUCAAAAAUAAACUAGCCUUUUUCUUAACACUGAACGUACCUAAACAUUCAAAAAUGCCGGGGAAAGUAAGAGAAAGCAGUUAAAUGUCAUUGAGAAGGCGUGGUGAAGUUAUUUACUGGCUCUAGUUUACAAAAACAAGGCGUGACCUAGACCAGUUUGGCUCUUUUUCAUUCAGAAAGCCCCUUGCUUAGAUUUACAUUGUAAAAACAAUUAUAAGCAAAUUAACUUUCUCAACGCUAAUCCCUAAGGCAAGACAUCGUCUUGUGGAGUUUCGCUUUUAGGAUGUAUAGUCGACCGAAAAAGCUAAAAUACGUGAGUUUUUAGGGGGUUUCUCAGGGCUUUACUUCGAAAAAAGUGAAAGAUGAAGAAAGUUAGGGUUUCUACAAGAUUGUGACGUUUUUUUGAGAAGAAUUUGACAUAAAUAGAUGAAGAAAAGAUAAGGAAAGAUAGCUGCUUAUAUUGUAAUCACUUUCAGAUGCGAGCUCAAAGCAUGGAGCCAACGCCAUUGAUCUCGGUGCUCAAAGUCGUAAGUUGGACUGUUUGAUAAUGAGCUAGAGAUAAGCCUAAUAAAAUGUCUGGCUUAAAAGGCCUUUGAACAAAAUUUAUUUUUACCUACUACAAUAUUUUUUUUGAAAUUUUACACAGAAUUUAUAUUAAGUUGUAUAAAAAAGAUUGAGCUACUGAACUCCAUAUACUAUUAUAUAUGAUAUUCAGUAGCUACUAGUACUUUAUUGUAUUACCAAUAUAACCUUUUUAAAACGAAACUUUUUGAAAUUUUUUUGAAAUUUUUUAAAUUUAAAUUUCAAAAAAAAGUAAUUUCAUUCGUUUCUGAGAACACAAUUUGCCAUGGUAAAAACAAUACAUAGUAAUGGUUAUGUAGAAACUUUAUGUAACUUUUCGUUGUAGUAAUUACUUUCUGUUUACUUUUAUGACAAGUUUAAUUAAAACUUUUCGAAACAAUGCCUUUCAUGCCGUUUUAGUGUUGUCACAUCGUAGUUGGCACAUGUUUUUGUGGUUUUACAGUCAUUAUGACAGUUUUAUGUGAAAUGGGUUUGGGUUAUGACAAAGUCAAAAAUUAGGCGGUGAGUAAGUCGUUUUGGUCGAAAAGUUUGUAAAAUAUGUCGUAUUUUAGAGUUAUGACUUUGAAAAUUGUUUGAGUGAUUUGCUUUCUAGUUUGAAGUCAUUAAUCUUUAUCAUUUUAGAACAUUUAAAAUAUGAAUUUUCAAGUCUUCUUGCAACAGAAUGCCAAAGUUUGCUAAAUUUUACAAUUUCAACCCAUAACUCAUUGAAAAACCUAUAAUUUUAGCCAAAUUCAUAUAAAAAUGACUUUAAAAUGUAACUUUUUCGACUAAAACCACAGCUGUAGUAAGAUACGACACCGCGGUGUAAAUAAAGUCACAAAGAAUGCCAUAAAACGGAGGGAAAUAUUAUUUUAGUAAUUGAAUAGAGUGGACUAGCCUUUUUAUAGAGAGGCUAAUUAAAUAUAUUCGAAUAAAAUGGCAUACAUUACUUUUCUUUCUCAAACACAACGUAAUGUUUGAUGUCUCAUUGAUUUUGGUUCAAGGAUUUUUGGAGAUUUCGAAAUUUAAAAAAAAAUUAAAUUUGAUUUUUUGAACUUUUAAUGACAAAAGUGCAACCCUCAUGAAAACUUACACAGGGUAAUGAAAUUAUAUUAUGUUAGGUUUAAAAUGGCAUAAGUUAUAACAUUAUAAGCCUAAAAUGGUACUAGUAGUUAAAGUUUAAGCCUAAAGUGGGGCUGAAUUUCAAAAAAACUAUUUUUCUACACUUUUUCAAAGCAAAAUGUAACAUUAUAUGUAUGUUGAUGCCAAGUGUAAUAUCUGUCUAAUGGUCUUACCUAAAUAGUCGGUAAUUGGAGUUACUAUGGGCAAAUUACUAUUUAGCAGUAAAUUACUUUAUUGUUACACCAAUGUAAUCUUUUUUAACAAAGUAGACAAUACGAGCAUAUAUGUAUGUAAACAAUGGUAAAAUACGGAGUUUUAACGUCCAUAAUGUAAGGUACGAAGCUUAAAUGUACGAGAUACGAAGUUGGAUAAUAACAUCGAAUAUAUAUCUGUGUUUUAUAAUUACAAUAAAAAGCAAACAUUUUACUGUUUCAUUACUUUUACUUUGCUAAUGGGCCCACUUUUCCUCAGGGCAUUCAGCUAUCUUCUCUUCGUAUCUUGGCUUCGUAUCUUUGCCCGGCUUCAAUUAAGAGUUAUUAUGGGAAGGAAUUACAACACUUAGGGUUAUGUUUUGUGUUUACAUUGAACGUUCGUAUCUUUUGCAGAAGGUGUUUCGUAUGUUGAGGGUUCAAAACGUGUGUACUAUGGAAUGUUAAAGUGUUAUAGGUAUCUGUAGGGGUCGUUGUCAGAUAUUAUGUGUAUAUGUAUGUGUUAUAGGUUUUGCUAAGGGUUAUGUAGUUUUAUUGUCAUAGUAAAUUGAUGUAUUGAUUUUUAUGUAAUGUUAUAGACACGGUAUUUUCACAUAUAUCGGAUGUUAUUCUUUAGUAAAUAGUAUAGCAAUGAAGGGUAGAAAUAGUAGAUUAAAAUAGUAAUGGUACUUAAGAGUAUCUUGUGUAAAAGCAACCAAGAUAUGUUGGGAAGACCUAAUCGUAUCUUGGUAAUCGCUUUUGUACACUUAACACUUUGCUUUGUUGACACUUUGUCAUAUACAAUUACUGGUAAUGGGAAUUCUCUGGGGAAUACGAUGGUUAACGGCGGUUACUUCUACUACAUUGACAAUAAAUUGAUUGUAAACGGGUAAUGUAGGGUAAAACGAUAGAGUAAUGUGUAGAUGCGUACUGCUAACAUGACAACACAGUUGUAGGAGUUUAAAGUGGUAUAUAUUGCGGUAUAUGAUGGUUAAUAUAUUUUUAUAGUUACUAUGACAAAUCUUAUAGUGAGGUCUAUACCUACAUUAAAUACGACUAACAUACUAUAAGAAUUACUGUUUAAACUAUGGUUUUUUUAACUGUAAGGUAAUUUAGAUAACAUUUUGAGAGAUAAAGUAGAUACGUAGCCAAAACUGCGGAAGAGAUUACUAUUAUAUUAGCUUUUUACUACGAACAUAUACACAGUUUUAAUGGGAUUACAUGCCAUUUCCAAACUUAACUUCUGAGAAAAAGGUAUUAUACGUACACGAGAUAUAUUAUGUUGGUAUAGAGGAAUCUUUUUUCAGGAUUAUUUAUUCUAAUCUUUUAUAUAUUAUAGUAGGACCAUUUCACAAAUUUUUAUUGUUUAAUAUAGCGUUAUAAGAGUACGUACGUUGGUACUAAAGCAUGACAAUUUUAUUAUAUGCUUACCUUAUCGUAUCUUUGUAUCAUCUACGAUUGUAAACUUAAAUAUUUAGCAAUAUGAUUCCGCGCGUACGUUCACAUCAUCAACAUCUGAAGCGAAUGGAACAAUUGCGUUAUCAGGUUGGGAGCAGUCACUUUAAUUGCGAGGGAAAUUAAAAAAAUGUGGGAAAGAACGGCACCGUGCUCAGCGUGCUUCCCUCCGUGCUUUAAUUGUAUCUGUGUUGUUUUUGUUUUUAGUUUGAACUUUGACGUUUCAUACAGUAGGCUACUUUUUGGGGAGUAUUGUUUUGUUUUUUUAGGGGUACUUUAGUAAUAUCUAAAGGUGGAAUUUGGGUUGAUAUUGUAGUAGAUGGCGUUUCAUUGGAAGUGUUUUGAUUUUUUAGUUUAUGUUGAGUAUUGUACUAACUGCGAAUGUUUGUUUGUAGCGGAGCUCUCUGAUUUUUACGAUGGGGUUUGACUGAGGGCUGAGAAACAGGUCGUGUAGGCUCAGCCCGGCACUACAAUUGGACCCGGUCAGGCUAAACUAGGCGUAGAAUUGUAUUGAUUGGGUCAGUUUGAGAAAAGAUUGCAACGGAUCGAUCUAAAACUUUGGGCCCUGAGCCGAUCCUAAAAGUGGGUCCGGACCGUUUCUGAUCAUUAGUUUGACUUCGGGCUGAAAAAAUGAAGGUUUGGUGUAGCAUGCCUAAAGCCGUGUCUGUUUUACCUCUCCCUAUGCCUUGUUGUCUUACGUUACGAUCUUUGAAUCAGGAAGCAUGUUUUUGUUAUACUGAAUAAUAUAUUAUAGUAUUGUAAUUAUCGUUAUUGUAAUUUCAUUAUUAUGCUUUUUGGUUAUAUACGAGGUCUAAUAAGGUUCAUAUGAGUUAUAACUUGUGAUAUUUGCGUAAUUUUUAAACUUUUUUUUAUUUUAUUUUCUAACUGUUGUAAAAAGAUUAUUUUUUGAAAAUUUUUUACUUUACUUUAAUUUAUUUUAAUAUUUGUCUUAAAGUAAAUAUUUAAUGAUUAUGAGUUAUAACUAAAAAAAUUAUUUUAUAACUAAAUUAUAUAUAAUAUACGAUAACAAUAUAAUUUUCAAAAAAUUAUCAUUUUUUCGAAAUUUAAAAAACUUAACGUGCAACCACGUAGAGGAUGAACAGGCAUCGUACCGGGAACUCUUUUUACUGCAAAAAGUCAAACUGAAUUAUGAAGACAUUAAAGAUGAAAAGAGUUUUAGGUUACGUACUAACGUUUGCGUGGUACGUUGGCCUCCCGAGUUUUGUUGAUAGUUUGGGAGACUGAAUGUUUAAGUAGGAGUGAUAUGAUAAUACGAAGAAUUUAAUAUGGAGGGGGUUGUAUAUAGGUUUAUGUGAUUAAUAUGUUGUAGUAGACAAAAUGGUGAUUAUGAAAAUUACGGUAAUGUUGUACUAUAAAAUACCUUAGUAAGAUGUUACGUUGUUCAAGUAAUCGUGAGCUUCCUCUCAAAGCAAAUUUUUUGGGUUAGUGGGCGCAGAAUUUUUUGAACAAUCUAAUGUCUUACAAUUUUACUAUACAGUACAAUAUUAGCUAUUGUAAUUUACAAUUCAAUGAUAAGCAGUAUCAAACAGUUCAAAAAAGUCUUAAAAUAUUCAAUGACACAGUAAAAACCAUAGUAUUAGGUUAUAUACUAACAUCAUCGUACCACAGUCGAGAAUAGAUUGCGUGCACUGCUAAAGAUCACAUGACAUUCUUUAUUAAACUCGGCACGGAACCUACUUUAAGCUUUGGGUGUUUUGUCUAAAAAUUUGUAAAAUUUUGAAAAUUAUAAAAUAAUUUAUCGUUUGUUGUGUUUUUGCUAUGACAUGGUGAUGUUGUGUCGUAUGUAGGUGGUUUUCGUGUUUUUAUGGAUUUAUUUUGGUUAUUUUGUUACUUUUCGCUUGGUUUUAGAUAUAAAUUGGCAAAAGGCAUAGCUUUAUCAAUAAGUUUAUAUUUUAUGCUUGGGUCGAUAUUGUAGUAGGUAAAAAUAUCGAAAUUCUGAUAAAAAGGUCAAGUGCAAUAUAAUUUUUAGCUUAAAAUUUAAAGAUCUUUUAAAAUUAUAUUAGUAUUCUUAUUACCUUUUAAAGUUUCAGCCUCGAUCUCAGGAAAAGCUUCCGGUAAUCGCGAACGGUGGCCUGGAAAAGUCGGCUGAAAUGGAAACAAUUAGGCUCAACGUGGGUGGUCGUUCAGCUCAACUGGCGGUCGAAACGGUCGGUAUUUGAAUAUUUUAUGUUUUUACAUUAUAGCAUAAGACAUAGCUCAUUACUUUUUAAACAAGUCAUUAGAAUAUUUUUUGUUUUUAAUUUUUAUUGGUCUACAAAUAUCAAGUUGCGUUUAAUAGUAUGCGACAUAGCUCAUUACUUUUUGAACAACUAAAAUUUGGCUCUAGGAUACUAUAUUUAUCAUAUUGAGAAAGGUAUGGCAAGUGGAGAGUAAGGAAAUUUUUUGAUCGAGUUUGAGGAGGCUAGAUUAACUUAUUUUUAUAACUGUAGAGCAGGAUACUGCCUUUUCCUUUUUGUAGAGAUAAUGUUGUUACUUUAGGUAAAACUACGAAUGGACAGCAGCCGGCUAGCCUUGUUUUGUGAGAAGAAUCAUAUCGAACGUCUGACAGAAUGCGACUCUUACUUCGAACAGUCCAACGAGUACUAUUUCGAGAAAAGCCCGACUAUCUUCGAGUACGUUAUCGACUACUACAUCACUGGACAUCUACAUCGACCGAUGGACGUAUGUCCGAUACGAUUAAGAGACGAGUUCGAAUACUGGAGGCUACCGUUAUCGUGCAUGGCAGCUUGUUGUAGGCUGGAGGAUCCAACGGCCAAGAAAAGUCAUUUCGGGAGUAGUGAGCAGGUAGGGGUACUGUAGCAGUGAUUACUGUAAAAUAUUUUUGUUUAUUUUAUGGUAAAUUUAUUUACUUAGGUGAUAUUUAUUUUUGCAUUGGGUUCAAAUGCUUUCUUAGCUUCUGUCUACAGCAAUAUGGUCUUACUAUUACAUUUUCACACAUCAAUAGUAUAUAAACUUACAUUUCAGGUAUUUAUGGACGAUGACAGCACAAUCCCCUUGUUCGACAAAGUAAUCAUGGGAAAACAGCGGAGGAAAGCCUACGAUUUCUUCGAGAAUCCUCGAUCUUCAUCGUCGGCCAAAGUGCUGAGCAUAGUAUCAGCAUCGUUCGUACUCGUAUCACUAUGUGGCUUGAUAUUGUCAUCGAUGCCAGAGUUCCAGAUGGACGAUCUUACCCCUCACAUUGUCAUACAAGGUGUGGAGAUAUGUUGUAUGUUGUUCUUCACCAUGGAAUACAUGUGCAGGUUCUUGGUAUCGCCGAGGAAGUGGCAUUUUGUGAAACAACCUUUGAAUAUCAUCGAUUGUAUGACAAUUCUGCCAUUCUUUAUCGAGGAGUUCAUGAGGUUGUUUGGGUACGAACAUGUGGAGUUGAGGAAUCUUAGAGGUAAGGGUUUUUCUUUGAGGUUUACAUUGACAUAGAGGGUUUCUAGAAUAAGAUAAGAGGUUGUUCAAAUAAUUAUGAGCUACAAACCUCAAAAAUUUGCUUUGAGAGGGGCACAGGAUUAGUUGAACAACCUAAUAUAUUGUAAAUUAAGUAUUAUAUGAUGAAGUCUAUAUUGUUUUAGAUCUCAUUUUUAUAUUGUUUCAGGCCCAAUGAUUGUCGUUCGAGUCCUUCGAGUACUUCGAAUAGCUAGGAUAUUCAAAUUAGCACGAUACUCGAUUGGUCUUCGUGCUUUUGGUGAGACGAUGAAGAAGUCGGCUGCCGAACUCUCAAUGUUAGGAUGCUUUUUGCUUACGGGUCAGUUUGAAAUUAAAAUUUUAAAUUUUUUACAAUUAAAAAAAAUUAAAAUUUUGAAGCAAUAUUAUAGUCAAUUUACAAUCAAAUUUAUGUGUAAUAUAAAAAGGUUUCUAAUUUAGGUAUAAUGUUGUUUUCGACCGCCAUCUACUUCUUCGAACGCGAUGAACCUAACUCCAAGUUCUACUCGAUCCCAGCUGCUUGGUGGUGGUGUAAGUUGAAUUGACAGUAACUAUGAGAUUUUAAGAUAUAUAGGAUAUAACUAUGCGCUUCUAAUAAUGUAAUACUAUAUGAACGUAUGUAUGUACAAAUUGUGUCGAUACUGUAACUUAAAAUUCAUCAAACGUAUUUUAUAUGAUUUAGGCGUUGCUACGAUGACUACUGUAGGAUACGGUGAUCUAGUGCCAGUAACUGCUGGUGGAAAGGUUGUCGCGGCCACAGCCAGUGUUUGUGGUAUCAUUGGUAAGAUUUUUAUCAAUUAUUAUCAGUUAGGUGAUCUAUUUUUUAUUUUUUAAAAGCAGAUUAUACUCAGUUUGAUAACCGGUGUUAAUAUUACUAUGUUAAUAUACAGUUACGAUUGCUUAUAUUAGAUUAUUCAAUUAAUUCUGCGCCUCUCUCAACGCAAAUUUUUGUUUUUAUGGAGCACAGAAUUAGUUGAAAAACCUAAUAAAAAUGUAAACUUUUAACAUUACUGAUAAAACAAUUUCCAGUCUUGGCCUUCCCUAUCUCAAUGAUAUUGGACAAGUUUGCGGAAUCGACCGGUGGCUGGAAGAAGGACGACUUUCCGCCGAUGCCAAUGGCCCCAGUUAUGGGUAAUAAUCACAACAAAUUUAAAUCGAUGCGGAAAUCCAAACGAUACGUAUUUUAA
Molecule: messenger RNA, 8372 nt
Organism: Bursaphelenchus okinawaensis
Lineage: Eukaryota; Metazoa; Nematoda; Chromadorea; Rhabditida; Aphelenchoididae
Source: the annotation of a GenBank genome assembly